This is a messenger RNA of Python bivittatus (Burmese python), 963 nucleotides long. RefSeq names its product olfactory receptor 11H6-like. Gene Ontology annotation, molecular function: G protein-coupled receptor activity; olfactory receptor activity. The record is from RefSeq and is a predicted model, not a curated record. Gene Ontology annotation, biological process: G protein-coupled receptor signaling pathway. NCBI's taxonomy places the organism in Eukaryota, Metazoa, Chordata, Lepidosauria, Squamata, Pythonidae. Gene Ontology annotation, cellular component: membrane.
AUGGAGCUGGCCAAUGGGACCACAGUCCAGGAAUUCAUUUUGCUGGGUUUGGAGGGUGGGCAGCAGAAGCGGUUCCUCCUCCUUAUCUUUUUUACUAUUCUUUACAUAAUUUCUUUGAUUGAGAACACCAUUAUCAUCACUCUGGUACAAACAGAUGCCCAGUUAGCCCAGCUGCCCAUGUAUAUCCUCUUGGGCAACUUCUCCUGGAUGGAGAUGUGCUACGUGACCACCACCAUACCCCGUAUGAUCUUCGAUCUAGCUUCUCCUCAAGGAAUCAUCUCCUUCCAAGCCUGUUUCCUUCAGUUCUACAUUUUCUUCUCACUGGGCAGCACUGAAUGCUUUUUCCUCUCGACCAUGGCCUUGGAUCGCUUCUUGGCCAUCUGCCACCCGCUCCACUACCCAACAAUUAUGUCUCAAAAAAAUUGUUCCAAGCUUGUGGCUGGUUGCUGGAUUGCUGGGUUCUUGGGAUAUGCUGUCCCAGUGACUUUGAUCUCCAGGCUGACCUUCUGUGGCCCCAAUAUCAUUGAUCAUUUUUUAUGUGAUCAAGGCCCCCUUCUGGCCCUAGCCUGCCCUCCACUUCCAAAAGCUCCCCUUAUCUUUCAGUUUUCCAUGAAUGUUCUAAUUAUAUUAGGCAACUUAGUCUUUGUGAUUCUUUCCUAUGGCACUAUCAUUCUCACACUGAUAAAGUUCUCUAACCAACAAAGUAGUAAGAAGGCCUUUUCGACCAUAUCUAUGCACCUUUUGGUGGUUGCCCUUUACUAUGGCUCAGCAAUCGGCAUGUAUGUACACCUAGGUGGAGAAAAUCAUCUGCAAGUGACUAAAAUAGUUACUCUUUUCUACACCGCAGUCACUCCUUUUCUCAAUCCACUGAUCUAUUGUCUAAGGAAUGAUCGAGUGAAGGAAGCUCUGGGUAGGGUGCUGAGGAGAAUGGAGCAAUGGCUGCGGAAGGAGGAUGUAAUAUGA